This is a messenger RNA of Paecilomyces variotii, 2080 nucleotides long. Its product is annotated as general substrate transporter. Lineage: Eukaryota; Fungi; Ascomycota; Eurotiomycetes; Eurotiales; Thermoascaceae. Gene Ontology annotation, molecular function: carbohydrate:proton symporter activity. The transcript is spliced from 2 exons. Gene Ontology annotation, biological process: carbohydrate transport; transmembrane transport. The record is from RefSeq and is a predicted model, not a curated record. Gene Ontology annotation, cellular component: membrane. Bases 277 to 1947 code for a protein of 556 amino acids.
ACUAAAUUAAUUAUAAUUAUAAUAAUAAUAUACCGACACUCAGGUAGUCGGAUACUCGGACUAAUGACAUUAUUAUUUAUGAUUAUCCUGUUCGCCUCCAAGCGACACUAGACGACUAGCGCCGGCAUUCAAUGCUCCCCCGCCCCCGUGCAAUUAUUAGGGGCGUUGCGCUUCCCCGUAAACUUUUUUGACUGCCGCAAUAUUUUACAAAGCCCUCGUGCUCCCCUUCACUCGACGCCGAAGGAAUCACACAGCACGGGUGGUCCACAAGAUAACAUGGCAGACUUAAAGCCUGAAGAUGGCGGCGUCGCCAAAAGCAAUACUCCCCUGUCUCUCGAGGCCAAAAUUCAGACCCAAUCUGCCACUGGCAUGGAGACAGUCAUCGAGAAUGCAAAAAUCGCGACGGAGAAGGAACAAAAUAUGACCCUACUACAAGGCAUCAAAUUGUAUCCAAAGGCAAUGGCCUGGAGUUUGCUGAUUUCGACCUGCAUUGUCAUGGAAGGCUACGAUAUUUGUCUGGUGAACAAUUUUUACGCCUUUCCCGCCUUUAACCGGAAAUAUGGGGAACAGAUGCCUGAUGGAACAUAUCAGGUGCCCGCCAGGUGGCAAGCUGGUCUUAGUAACGGGGCCAUGGUAGGCGAAAUCAUCGGCCUCUUUAUCAAUGGGUGGUUCUCAGAGCGAUUCGGAUACCGCUAUACUAUUAUGGCCUGCUUGGUACUCGUGGCUGCUUGGACUGCUAUUUUCUUCACGGCGGCGAAUGUCCAGGCUUUACUGGCGGCGGAGAUCCUCUGCGGCAUUCCCUGGGGUGUCUUCCAAACAUUGACAGUUACCUACGCAUCUGAGGUGUGCCCAGUCGCACUCCGGGGUUACCUGACAACCUAUGUCAACUGCUGCUGGGGCGUGGGCCAGCUAAUAGGAAUCGGUGUGAUCAAGUCAAUGCUAGGCCGCGAUGACGAGUGGGCGUACCGUAUUCCCUAUGGAUUGCAGUGGAUGUGGCCCCUCCCUCUCUUCAUUGGCAUCUGUCUCGCACCUGAAUCUCCGUGGUGGUUGGUAAGAAAGGGCAAGAUCGAGGCAGCCAAGCGUGCCCUUCUGCGCUUGACGAGCUUGAAUCGGGAAACGGAUUUCGACCCGGAUGAGACGAUCGCUAUGAUGGUCCAUACGACAGCACUCGAACAGAAGAUCACGAAAGGCACGACGUACUGGGACUGCUUCAAGGGCACAGACCUAAGACGUACCGAGAUUGUAUGCAUGGCCUGGGCGAUACAGAACCUCAGCGGAAACAGCUUCUCGAACUAUUCGACUUACUUCCUCGAACAAGCGGGUUUGAGCGCAUCGAAUGCUUAUUCGUUCGCCAUGGGCCAGUAUGCCAUCAAUAUAGUCGGUGUCUUCGGCUCCUGGUUCCUUAUGACGUUGGGAGUUGGCCGUCGAUCUCUUUACUUCUAUGGCCUUUGCGCUCUCUUUGUCAUGCUUUUUGUCAUGGGAUUCUUGGGCUUGGUACCGGAGAACAGCCGUGACAAGGCAUCGAUGGCUACCGGCAGCAUGAUGAUUGCCUGGGCGUUCUUCUACCAGAUCACAGUUGGCACUGUUUGUUACUCGUUAGUUGCCGAACUAUCUACCCGGCGGCUACAGAUCAAGACAGUCGUGCUGGGCCGAAACUUGUACAACAUCGUCGGCAUUAUUACCGGUGUCCUUACGCCAUACAUGUUAAACCCUGGAGCCUGGAACUGGGGGAACUUUACCGGUUUCUUCUGGGCCGGGAUCUGCUUCUGCUGCAUUAUAUAUACUUAUUUCCGCUUGCCAGAGCCUCGUGGCCGAUCGUUCGCAGAGCUGGAUAUGCUUUUUGAACGCGGCGUCAGCGCAAGGAAAUUCGCGUCAACCCAGGUAGACGUCUUUAACGAAGAGGUAGAAGCUACUGUGAUAGAUACCUACAAGGAGACUCGAACCUGACUUUAACGGCUAAGAAAGGUUUUGCUUAUAGCGUAUAUACUUUAUAUUAUAUGUAUUUAUUUCUCUAACCGCACUUGAACAAAAUAUUGAUCUGCCUUAUUUUAAAUAACUGAUCAAGCCAAUUAAGAAACGG